CAGCACUUAACCUCUGAAACACUUCUACGCCGUCACACACCACCAUCCCUCCCUCCACCAGAAUAAAACAACCCUCUCCACCCCCACUGGACGGUACUGGCUGGUUAACCGCAGAACAGGCAGAGGAAGAAGAGAAAGAAGAGAGGUUCAAACAUGGGCUACCUGCUGUACCUGUCUACCGAGACGUGGACCCUUCUGGUCGCGUUCAUCACGCUCUUCAUAGUGUAUGCCUACUGGCCAUAUGGGGUGUUUAAGAAGUUGGGGAUCCCUGGUCCCAGACCCCUGCCGUUCAUAGGCACCAUGCUGGCGUAUAAGAAGGGAUUCAUAAACUUUGAUGAAGAGUGCUUCAAGAAGUAUGGCAAAGUGUGGGGCAUCUUUGACGGACGGCAGGCAGUGAUGUGCAUCAUGGACACAGCCAUGAUCAAGACCAUCCUGAUCAAGGAGUGCUACUCUCACUUCACUAAUAGACGGAACUUCCAUCUGAACGGAGCCCUGUAUGAUGCCGUCUCCGUCGCCGAGGACGACCAGUGGAAGAGGAUACGCAGCGUGCUGUCUCCCUCCUUCACCAGCGGCCGGCUGAAGGAGAUGUUUGGGAUCAUGAAGCAGCACUCUGCUAACCUGGUCAGCAGCAUGAAGAAGAAGGUGGACAAAGACGAAGCUGUGGAGCUUAAAGAGUUCUUUGGGCCGUACAGCAUGGACGUGGUGACCAGCACAGCGUUCAGCGUGGACAUCGACUCCCUGAACAACCCCAGCGAUCCCUUCGUCACCAACAUCAAGAAGAUGCUGAAGUUCGACCUCUUCAACCCUCUGUUCCUCCUCGUAGCGUUCUUCCCCUUCACAGGCCCCCUGCUGGAGAAGAUGGAGUUCUCCUUCUUCCCCGCCUCCGUCACCGACUUCUUCUACGCCUCGCUGCAGAAGAUCAAGUCCAGCAGACAAGCGAGCACAGGAAGACAGGGAAGGGUGGAUUUCCUGCAAUUGAUGAUUGACUCUCAGAAAGGUGACUCAAAGGAGGAGAAGCAACACAAAGGUCUGAGUGAUCAUGAGAUCCUGUCUCAGGCGAUGAUCUUCAUCUUCGCGGGCUAUGAGACCACCAGCAGCUCGCUCACCUUCCUGGCUUACAACCUGGCCACCCACCCUGAGGUCCAGGCACGCCUUCAGGACGAGCUGGACGCAACCUUCCCCAACCAGGCAGAGGUGCAGUAUGAGGCCCUGAUGCAGAUGGAGUAUCUGGACUCUGUGAUCAAUGAGUCUCUCAGACUGUAUCCCAUCGCCCCGCGCCUGGAGAGGGUCGCCAAGACAACCGUGGAGAUCAACGGUGUCACCAUCCCCAAGGACAUGGUUGUCAUGGUUCCCACCUGGUGUCUUCACCGCGACCCCGAGCUGUGGCCUGAACCGCUCCAGUUCAGACCAGAGAGGUUCAGUAAGGAGAACAAGGAGAGCAUCGACCCUUGCACCUACAUGCCGUUCGGGGCGGGGCCCAGGAUCUGUAUCGGGAACAGGUUUGCUCUGGUCAUGAUGAAGCUGGCCCUGGUGGAGACUCUACAGAAAUACAGCUUCACCGUGGGCAAGGAGACAGAGGUUCCCUUCGAGAUGGACAUUCAGGGCCUGCUUAUGCCCAAACGACCAAUCAAACUGCAGCUGGAGCCUAGGCCCGCCCCCUGCUAACAAGAGCCCAACAACAACAGGAUCAAGACUAACCUGUGACAAACACACACACACUCAAACCCUUAAGGCCUUUAUAUGCUACUCUGACUCCGUUUACGUAUGGGCGGCCGGACGGAUACGAUAGACUCUUUUACGUUUAUGGUUCUCCGUAGGCUGUGGGUCCUGAAAACAAUUCACUGCUACAAUUCACUCGUUAGUGGACCAAUCACAGCCAAGGGGUAUCCAUAACUAUCCCAAAUUAGGGCGGAUAGUUAUGAAAUUCAGGAGGUGCACUAGAGGGCGUUCCACGUAGACGAAGGUGUUCCCAUGUGUCCGUUUUUUGGAAAACGGAGUACCCUAAAUCGGCCUUUAUACUCACACACACACUCACACACCCCCUUAUCACACACACUCAUACACACCCUUCUACUCACACACACACUCACAACCUGUGUAACCUGGCUACUAUACUGAGCCUGUUAAAUACAAUUGUGAUGUUUUAACAGAAUCAAAAACAUGAUGAACUGAUACAUUUUUUACAUUUUUAUGAGAAUUAAUUCUGAUGUUUAAAUGUAGCCCCCUGCUAGUGCCGGGCUUAGACUGUGAAUAUGGGAUUCCUUUUAUUACUAUUUCCUCUCUCCUCACAGUUACGUAAAUAUCAUCAAUUACAACAAUCGCAUUAAAACAUAUCCAAUGAUC
Messenger RNA from Osmerus eperlanus (European smelt), 2343 nucleotides. Its product is annotated as cytochrome P450 3A40-like. Lineage: Eukaryota; Metazoa; Chordata; Actinopteri; Osmeriformes; Osmeridae. The coding region runs from base 154 to 1665 and encodes 503 amino acids. Gene Ontology annotation, molecular function: steroid hydroxylase activity; iron ion binding; heme binding. The record is from RefSeq and is a predicted model, not a curated record. The transcript has 13 exons.